Molecule: messenger RNA, 1668 nt
Organism: Linum tenue
Lineage: Eukaryota; Viridiplantae; Streptophyta; Magnoliopsida; Malpighiales; Linaceae
Source: the annotation of a GenBank genome assembly
UUUCAGGCGGCGUGCGCGUUUUACAGCGGAGGGACUGUCGUUUUGUUGGUUUGGCCAGGAGAGAGCAAGGGGAAGAACAAGGGACCGCGGGAUCGGGCUUUUACGGGAAAAAGGAGGUUCAAAGAAGGAAAGGUGGGAGAAGGAAUCCGACCGAAAAGGGAAAGAGAAGAAGGGAAAUAAAGGUGAAUUCGUGAUCGUCGCCGCUGCAAGUGGAGAUCGUUGGCCGGAAAGAGAGAGCGAGAAAGGAAAACGCUAGGGUUGUCGUAGGGGCGAGCUGCUAUAGCCUCCGCGGCGGCGCCUUGUUAAGCUCCGCUGCCAUUGUCACCCUUCGUAGGUCGUAGGGAAGAAAGGGGCAAGAGGGACUGGGAUCGAGAAGGAGGGAGAAAGGAGGAGCGGGCUGCCGGGCCUCCACUAUAGCUACGACAGCCACCAAGCUCCGCUGCACUCGUCGCUGCUGUUCUUCCCGCUUCAUAUUCAUUUUGAGUUAUAGAACGUUGCUCUUGGGCUCUCGGAUCGUUCAAUAGCUUGAUUGAGAUGGUCCUUAUGAUGUACUGCUAGGCAGGGAUCUAGGCACAUAGUCUAGUGCUUGCUGCUUGGUUUUACCCGCUUAUCACGUAAAUGGGCUGCUUUAGCUCCAAGGUACUUAGGCAAUUUCCAGGACACGAGGAUCCAGUAGCUCUUGCUUCACAAACAGCUUUCUCUAAUUUGCUUAAUUUUUUGGGCUUCUUAGUCAGUGUUAGUGAAGUUGAAGCACUGUUUGAACUGUUCAAGAGCAUUAGCAGUUCCGUUAUUGAUGAUGGGCUGAUAAGCAAGGAAGAGUUCCAGUUGGCUCUUUUCAAGAAUAGAAAGAAAGAGAACCUCUUCGCCAACAGGAUAUUUGAUUUAUUUGAUACUAAGCACAAAGGUGUGAUUGAUUUUGGGGACUUCGUUAGAUCACUCAAUGUGUUUCAUCCCAAUGCCCCACAAGAAGGCAAGAUUGAUUUUUCAUUUAAACUAUAUGAUCUGGAGAACACAGGAUAUAUUGAGCGUCAUGAGGUCAAACAAAUGUUGAUUGCUCUUCUUUGUGAAUCCGAGAUGAAGUUAACUGACGAGACCAUCGAGAUAAUUCUCGACAAGACAUUCUCGGAAGCUGAUAUUGACAGCGACGGGAAGAUAGACAAGAACGAGUGGCAUAGCUUCGUCUUCAAGAAUCCAUCUUUGCUAAAGAUAAUGACCCUUCCGUACUUGAGGGAUAUUACCACUACAUUCCCAAGUUUUGUUUUCAACUCAGAGGUGGAUGAGAUUGCUACCUGAGGUAUAAAAAAAACAGAUGUGGAAAACUAAGCACUUCUUACUGAUGCAAAUUGCAGUCUAUGUGAAAGUUUGGCUGUGUUUAGUUUAUGGAGAUUGAAAUUAGUAGUGUUUUUUAGCGGGUAUUGAUGACGUGGCGGGGUGCGAGUGAUCCGAUUCUCUAUUUUUUUUUCUUUUUUGGUCCACUUAUUUCUAGCGUCUUACAGAACUCGGCCUGUAUUUGAGCCCUCACCAUAUACAAAAAAGAAAGAUCCAUACUUCCUUCAUAUCGAGAUUUCUGUUUCGAUGUCCCACUUGUAGAGGUAUAUAGCCAUUUUAUGAAGGAACAAUAGCUUCUUAACUUAUGUCGGCCUACCAUUGCGAGUUAACAGAAGUGCU